AAUAAACAUCAACUAGAUGGCUGUACUUGAUGUCGAUACUGAGCGUGUGAAUGGAACUAGACUUCCGGGCUAGACUGCAAGGGCGAGAUCGCGACGGAAAUGCGCGACGGCGAUGAACGAAUGAUGGCGACGCCGUAAUAAUAACAAUCGCCGCGUUGUACACGACCUUCGCGUUUUUCACUGGAGCUUCUUCGUCGUAAAGCGAUUUUCGCGGAUUUGCGAGGUUAAACGCUGGCAACAACACGAAAAUAACGAAACAUGAUGCCGACAAUGCCACCCGACUCGCAUAAAAUCUCACUGAAGAUUAUAGAGGCGAUCAAGCAACAUCCGGUGUUGUACAGCGCCGAAGUGCGGGGCCCAGCGAUCAAGCUGCAGGAAUUUAGGCAGAAAGUCUGGAAACGUAUUUCGGACGAACUCGGACUCGAUCCAACUUGGGUAAGAUUAAAAUGGAAGAAUCUUAGGGAUACCUAUUGCCGUAUUUUAAAGUAUAAAAAUAAAACAGAAGAAGCUACAAGAAAGAAGAAAUGGAUCUUUGAGGAUCAUUUAAGCUUCAUAAAAUUUCCGCAAGAAUUGGGUUAUCAGCCGCAAUGUGUAGAACUGACUGAGGAAUAUAUACAAGACAUAAAUGCAGGUGGAAUAAGUUCUGAAGGUUUAUUGGAACAAUUAGAAGAUAGGAACGAUGAAGAUUACAGUGAAUACUUAGAAGUUCUUGAAGAAACAACAGCAGAUCCAGUUUCGAUGGAAUCUGAAACUAUAGAAACAUAUGAGAGCAAUGAUCCGCAGCAACUGACCACACAAGAAAUGGCAAUCAAUUCACAGGAGUCUGCACAACGGGAUAUUGAUAGUUAUGCCCAGGAAAUACAGUCAAAAUACCGGAAAAUACGUCCGAAACGAAUAAAGACUCAUGCAUCUGCUUCGAAUAUAUCUAACACUUACAAUAUAUUGAAAACUAACAAUACAAACACACUUCUUGAUGCCAAUGCAAUGACUAAUUCUGUUAAUCCUAUAAUUGUGACAAGCUCUGUUCUAACGCCAAUUACGCCUAUUUCUACGUCUGCAAACGAAUCGGGCGAUCUAAAGGAAGAAAUAGAUUAUGAGCAGUUUUUAGUGCCUGAAAGCAAAAGCAGCAUAGAGUUGUUUUUCGCUAGCAUGGCACAAACUGUGAAAAAGCUCCCAGCUAAGGCACAGGCAGACAUCAAGAUGAACAUUUGUAAAAUAGUUACAGAAGCGGAAAUGCGAUAUUCCAAAGAGAUUACUGCGCAAACUACGCAGCAAUUUAUUACGCCACCUGGUAUGAUACCGAAACUAGUAUUGAUACCCUGCAAUAAGUUCGAUAAUCAAAGCAUCAAGGACUGAUACUGGUCCUGAUAAGCCGCACUUAAUUAAUCGGACGAUAACGACUUAUUAGGCUCAAAAAUGGUACAAAACAACAUAAUCGUCAGAUAUCAUGUGAAUAAUGAAAAUAGAUAUAAGUGUUUCUGUCGAUAAUUUUUUAAUUAGAAUGUUAGGAAACUGAUGAAAUAUGAACAGAAAAGAAAUAAUUGUUCCAGACUGUCUUAUAAAAUGCAAUACCAGCUUACUCUGAAAAGUAAAUAUUAAAAUCUU
Messenger RNA from Harpegnathos saltator (Jerdon's jumping ant), 1605 nucleotides. RefSeq lists its product as uncharacterized. Gene Ontology annotation, cellular component: transcription regulator complex; nucleus. The transcript has 4 exons. Bases 259 to 1356 code for a protein of 365 amino acids. Gene Ontology annotation, biological process: regulation of transcription by RNA polymerase II. Lineage: Eukaryota; Metazoa; Arthropoda; Insecta; Hymenoptera; Formicidae. Gene Ontology annotation, molecular function: DNA binding. The record is from RefSeq and is a predicted model, not a curated record.